CAACUUGGAACUUACAUACAACACCCAUUGUUCAAGAAACCGACGGAAUUCGACUCCGAAUUUUCUUGACUUGUUCACCAGAUUAUCAGUAUCAUAUUCCCACUACUCCAGCAGAAUGGCAGACACACCACCAGUUGCCUCGUCCGAGGCCAGCACACCACCUUCCAGUGCAGCAGAACAAGCACGCAUCCGCAAAGAACGACGCGAAGCAAAGAUCAGAGCUGGAGGCUCGGCGCGAUUAAACAGAAUUACAGGUCUAGGAGGUGGAGUACAACGAGAUGCUCCACCACAACCCACAGUCUCCUCACAUGCAGACCCAGAUGAAGUCGAUAUCUCACAACAUUUCUAUGAACCCCAGCGUACUUCAAGAGCGAACGUCAAUUCCUCCCCCUCUCUCGCUUCCAUGCCCCAAGGAAUGAACGAUGAUGCGUUGCGACAGAUGAUGCUGGGCUUCGAUCCAGCUGCAGCACCCGGCGCAGGACCAGGUGGCAUGCCUCAGACCCCGUUCGCAAGUUUUAUGGGUGGAAUGGACGGUAUGGGUGACGGCCCAGCAGCAGACGACCCAAUUAUGAAAAUGAUGCAGCAAAUGAUGGGAGGUAUGAAUGGGGAUGGACCACAAGGCAUGCCUUCGUUUCCAGGAAUGCCGCCAAUGCCAGGCCAGCCUGUUGCUGCUACAGCAGACCCGUAUGCGUAUCUCUGGAGAAUUGUACAUGCAGUCUUCGCGCUAGGAUUAGGGCUUUAUAUUGCCUUCACGACUACGUUUACAGGCACGAAGAUAGAUAGGGAGAGAAGUGCUUUGGGGUACAGCUCUGCGGAUGAUGGAGUCAUGAAGCCGGCAUUGGUUCACUUCUUCUGGGUCUUUGCUACCGUGGAAGUUUUGUUGCAAAGUAGUAGGUUCUUUUUGGAGAAGGGGCGUGUUCAGCAAGGAGGUAUUCUGGGAAUGAUUACGAGUUUCUUGCCAGAGCCGUAUAAGGGAUACUUGACGUGGUUUAGUCGGUAUUCUAGGAUCUGGACCACGGUCAGUGGUGAUGCGAUGGUCUGCGUUUUCGUGUUGGGUGUUUGUGCUUGGUUGAGAGGCAACUAAGUUCAGUUGUCCUGCCUUGAGAAGCUAUCAAGGGAAUAAAAAACUUUGCCCUAAUUCAGACUUUGCACAAGUUAAUACUAUUAUUGACACGAAAAUGAUUGCCUCAAGUCGAUGACAGUGAUCUCGAUAGUGAAGCCAAAAGCCAAAAAUUCUUCCAUCCCCAAAAAAGACAAGCGAAGCAAAAACUCAGACCUCACC
Messenger RNA from Mollisia scopiformis, 1282 nucleotides. RefSeq lists its product as uncharacterized. The record is from RefSeq and is a predicted model, not a curated record. Lineage: Eukaryota; Fungi; Ascomycota; Leotiomycetes; Helotiales; Mollisiaceae. Gene Ontology annotation, biological process: retrograde vesicle-mediated transport, Golgi to endoplasmic reticulum. The coding region runs from base 116 to 1084 and encodes 322 amino acids. The transcript has 2 exons.